CGUCACAGGGCAGCUCCAUUGUGACGUCAUGCUCAGAGCUGCCAGCCGACACUUCCAGAAGAAGCGUUCUCUCUUUUCAGGAGCGCAUCUUUACGAUAAUCACAGCACAAACAGCUUUCAGUGAUUAUACGAGAGAAGAGAAGAAGAGGGAAACGCCGUGAAGAGAGGCAGAAAACACCGAAAGACAAAGCAGUCAAAAGCAGGAGAUGAAGCAGGAGCGAGAGCUGAGCCCCCCACCCUGUCCCCCAGCCUGCGGGUGGAACUGUGUCCCCAAAAUGUCCCUGUUCCGUACAAAGGGCAGGAAGCAGGAGAGGCAGAAAGAGGAGGAGCAGCUCCAGCAGCUUCAGACAGAAAGGAGAGAAAUGGAGCUGACUAAUAAAGAAACAAGCCAGAAGAGAAAGACGGAGAGGCAGAGGAAGCAUCAUGUCCUCAUGUCCUGCACAGUGCAAGAUAUCUGCUGGCGUAAUUAACUGCAUGGACAGGAGAGGCAGCAGAGUCAUGAAACGUGGCCAAACGAAGAGAGAGAGAGAGAGAGAGAGAGAGAGAGGACGAGAGAAAGAAGCUGGAGCUUGGACGCUGUGUGUACCACCUUAUAUCCAGUCAUACUCACCAGUCUCCCUAUGAAGUUCAGUUUAUGAUGUUCCGAGCAUUGAGUUGGUGACGACAAACUGUGGACAAUGCUGAAUGUCAAACUGUACUGACAAAUACUGUGGAUCACUCCACACUGUCUCCUCGUCUUCCUCCUGUGUCCUGACCGAUGCACCCUCUUGUUUACUGCAAACCCCUAAAUGAGUUAGCCCUACCUACUUAGCUCCUCCACAACAAAUUGGUCCUUCGAACCGGAUACAGUAUUCAAGAUGGAAUGUGAUGAGGAGACGUACCCUGCUGUGAGGCCUAAACGGCAACCUACACGCCAACCUACCCGAUUACAAGACUUCGAAGUGGACUAUGGGGGAUACAGUGAAAGAAACCAGAUACAGAGGGGCCCACCUACUCUCACCACUGAGAGAGAGGUGUUGCCAGCAUGGGAGGGUCUAGAGUCAGUUACACCCUUCCACAUAGCUCGGCCUCACCAUAGUAGCCGAUAAGGGGCAGCGCGACAUGAGAUCCCUCAGCUUGCCUCAAGCCCACCUCCACAGAGAGAUCUGGAAGGUAAAGGUCUAUCUGAGCCUUCCCCUCCGUACCUUGUGAGUAGGGACCUUGGUGCCUGUGAGGAGAUCAGGGCUAUCCAGGAGGAUAAUAUUCGGCUUCUCCCGUCACAACAGGCCCUUCAGGCCGGCAUAAAGGAACUUAAUGAGGCACGAAGUGAAAUUAAAGAGCUGAUUGCUGUGGCCCGCUCACUCCGAGUAGAACUGAGUCAAUGUAACAAUCCAGUCCCAGCUUAUAGUAGCUACAAGCCCCCACAAGUUCAUACUGUAGUUCCAGAGAGCUUCACUGGUAAAGUAGAACCGAAGAAGGGGGAAGAGGAUUGGCUUGAUCCUCCAACAUGGCCUGAACCUGAGGAAAACCUUGACAAGGGCAUGUGCAACCUCAAGCUUGACAAAGUAUUAACUGAUAGCCAAGUCUGCUCUCCCGCUGACGAUUCUGUGCCACUGCCCUGGUGGCUCCCAACAGUGAAACAACAGUAUUCCCUGGGCCCAGCUAUCACCCCUAACCAGGAAACCUCACCUCAUACCCAGGUACCCACCUCUCAGCCACCUUUACGCCUAGCCUCAGUCCAAGCAAGAAUAAUACACCGCACACUGGACCCAACCAACCAUCCGACAGCAGCCAGUGGGAUGACACCUGGUGUGCAGCCCCCUAACCAUCCUAUGCUUUCCCUUGCACCUGAACGAGUGUAUAGAGACCCCCAACCUACUAUUCCAAAGCUUAUUCAUCCUGAUCCCAGUGAAUUCCCAGUGAAUUCGACUCCGCAUAGCUCUAGGAAACCUGCUCCCAUUUGACACUAUGGAGCUCUUUAAGUAUCAGAUACUUGUGGACCAUUUGAAGCUGGAUGAAGCUAAACUUAUAGUUGAUGCAUAUCUAAAUUCACCAGCUCCCUACACUGAUACUAUGACUGCCCUACACAGUAAGUUCGGUCAGCCUCACCAGCUAGCCUUGCAGAAAAUAGCAGCUGUGUUAGAAGCUCCAGAAAUCAAGCAUGGGGAUAUCGGGGCAUUUCAGAGGUUCUCCCUCCAGAUCCAGUCACUAGUGGGCCUGUUGCAGACCUUGGGCCCUGAAGGGGAAAUUGAGUUAAACUGUGGAUCGCAUGUGGCACGACUCUUGAGUAAGCUUCGAGCCGAACAGCGAGCUGAGUUUCGCCGCCAACGGUCUAAGCAGCAUGGGGCUACUCACAACCUAUAUGAUCUGUCAGAAUGGCUCCACUAUGAGUCAUGGUGUCAGAGCUUUGACAGCCCAGCCAUUGGGAGAUCCAGUAAGAAAAGGCAGAACCCAAGGAUGGACAGUCGCCCCGGAAGACAGACAGUGACCUUCCUGCAUGGUGCUGGAGAACCCUCAGAGACCACCCUCCAGCCAUGAAAGGAAUGUUCCAUGAAGGGGAAGGCCAAGAGUAAAGCCUACUGUGCUUACUGCGAGAGCACUGAGCACUACUUUAGUCAGUGCAGUGGGGUCACCAAACUCUCCAAAGACCAGCUUAAAGAAUGGAUCCAAGCUAAUAAACGCUGCUGGCACUGCAUGCAUCUCCUGGCCCUUCAUGGGCUAAAUACUAGGACUGGGGAGAGUCACGUUGAUGUGACAGCCAAGGAAGAGAGCUGCUUGACCAACUCCACCUCUGAAUCCUUCUACCUUGACCGACCUGAUGCUGGGAAUUGUGUCCUGCUGAAGGUUGUACCAGUGCUCAUACGCUAUGGGAGUUGGACCCUGGACACCUUCGCAAUCCUUGGCGAUGGGUCUGAGAGGUCUAUGCUGUUGCCACCUGCAGCUAAGUCCCUCGGUAUGAGAGGCACUCCUGAGGCCCUCCCCCUGCGUACAGUUCGUCAGGACAUUCAGGUGCUUCAUGGACACACUGUGUCCUUCCAUGUCUCGCCAGUGACCAGCCCUCAGACUAGCUAUGAGAUUAAGGGUGUCUUCACAGCAGGCUGCCUUAGCCUAGUCCAGAAUACUUACCCUAUCGAAUGCCUUCAAAGGAAAUUCAGACACCUACGAGGCCUCCCCAUAGCUGCUUUACGGGAUGCUAAGCCAUCACUCCUCAUCGGCUCCAAUCAGCCUCACCUUAUAACUCCUGUAGGAUCAGUCAGACUCGGCCCGCCUGGUGGACCAGCAGCAGUUCACACCCGGCUUGGGUGGACUCUUCAGGGACCCAUCCGUGACAUGGGGCAUUCAAUUCACCCUACCCAGUGUUUGCACAUCUCGUCUCCACCGCCCACAGAUGAUAUAUGCAGGCACAUUGAAAUGGCAAUUAGACGCCAUACCUCAGCAGCACAAUAGGGAGGUGACAAGGUCGAAGCAGGACCAGCAGGCUGUGGCGAUGCUCAAGGCCAAGACUAUCCGCAUCCAGGUAGGCGGUAUCCUGAGGUACGCUACACCACUGCUGCGUCAUGCCAACAUGCCACUACUGCACGCUCCAAGAGAAUCAGUCAUGCCUAUUCUGCGUAGCUCAGAGAGGCGUCUCCUGAAGGAGCCUACAUGGGCAGAGGCCUAUAAACAUGAGAUGCAGAAGCUCAUUGAGGCAGGUGCUGUGCGGGAGGUUACCCAGGAGACCACCCUCAGAGAGGAGUGGUACAUACCCCAUCAUCUUGACAGCCACAACCGGAAAGAUUGCCUUGUUUUCAAUUGCUCUCACCAAUACUUAGGCCAGACCCUGAAUCAGUAUCUUCUGCCUGGUCCUACCCUAUGUGCUUCUCUGAUGGGAGUCCUGGUGAGAUUCCGUCAGUAUCCCAUUGCAGUUAGUGGAGACAUUAAAGGGAUGUUCCAUCAGGUACACCUCCUUCCUGAGGACCGUCCCCUGCUAAGGUUCCUGUGGCGUAACCUGAAAGUAGAUGAACCCCCAAGGACCUUUGAGUGGCAAGUCCUCCCGUUCGGCACAACCUGCAGUCCCUGCUGUGCUACAUAUGUGCUACAGCAUCAUGUGGCCACCCACAGUCAGCCUGGCGAAACCCUGCAGUUCAUUGUGAAUAACUGCUUUUACAUGGAUAACUGCCUGCAGAGUGUGCGGACGCCCGGUGAAGCUAAGCUCAUGGUGGAUCGACUCAGGGACCUGAUGGCCUCUGCUGGCUUUGAGUUGCGUCAGUGGGCCUGUAAUGACCCUAACGUCCUGAGCCACCUGCCACAAGAAGCCAGAUCUGAAAGCCUGGACCUGUGGCUGGCGCAAGAUAAGUGCAACCCCCUGGAAUCGAACUUUGGCCUCAACUGGAAUUGGGAAGCUGACUCCCUUGGUUACAAACACAGACCAGUGAGAUAUGAGGCAACCACCCUGAGGAACAUUUAUCGAGUCUUAGCUACUCAAUAUGAUCCUUUAGGUUACCUACUCCCUUUCUCUACUUGAGCGAAGCUCAUCAUUAGGCAGCUAUAGGAUAAACAGAGAGGCUGAGAUGACCCCAGUCUACCUGCUGAGCUACUGCAGGCCUGGUCCACCUGGGAGGAUGAGCUCAGGUCCCUACCCUUUAAUACUCAGCUAGCCCGUGUUCUGGAGAGAGAGCUCACCUUGAAGGUGGCCCAGACAGAGCUAUGGUCGGACUCCACUACUGUGUUAACGUGGUUGCAUUCCCAGUCCUGCCGAUAUAAGGUCUUUGUGGGAACCAGAGUAGCGGAGAUACAGGAACUCACGGAGAAUUGCCCCUGGCACUACGUAGACUCCGCUAACAACCCCGCUGAUGAUUUAGCUAGAGGAAAGACCUUGGAAGCCCUCAUAAAGCCGAACCGAUGGUCACAGGGGCCUCCCUUCCUCCUCCAGAACCCGGAUACCUGGCCAGAGAGACCAAGCACCGAACCCUGUGAACCCAAAGUGGAGCUUUGGGAGGCUGCCUUCUGUGGAGUGGUUGGAACCUCAUCUGUAUCAGUCCGGCUGACAAAGUGUACACUACCUGGCAGGUGCUCUUGUAUUCCACUGUCCAGGACCUCCAAGGACAAACCCCGUCCAGUUCUCUGACUACUGCUGGUCUGUACCGUCUAGCAGAAAGGAUUGUUCUACAGCGAGCCCAACAACAGUCAUUCCCAGAAGAAUAUGAGCUCCUGGCAACGGAUAAACCCAUCACCUUGAGGAGUCGCUUACUCACCCUAGCACCUGUUAUGGAUGAGUCCAUGAACUUAAUAAGGGUAGGAGGUCGACUCAGACGCCUGGAGGGUCUGGACAGCUCAACAUUACAUCCUGUUGUCCUAGAUGCUUCACACCCAAUCACACGUCUGUUCAUCCAGAAGUAUGACAAUGACCUGCAUCAUCCUGGUCCAGAGCGUGUUUUUGCAGAAUUACGGAGAAUGUACUGGAUUAUUCGUGGACGGGAGGCGAUUCAUAAAUACAAAAGAGCUUGUCCCGAAUGCCAGCGCUGGAGAGCUCAACCGUCCAUCCCUAAAAUGGCUGAUCUUCCUACUGCCCGUCUACGACUAUACAAGCCAGCUUUCUACUCCACUGGCAUGGAUUGCUUCGAACCUAUGCUUGUUAAGGUGGGCCGACGACAUGAGAAACGUUGGGGAAUUAUCUUUAAGUGUCUGACCACCAGGGCAGUACACCUGGAUAUUCUCCAAAGUAUGGAUGCUGAUGCUUAUGCUUAUGCUGAUGGCCCUAAGACGGUUCGUUGCCAGGAGAGGAACCCCUGCGGAGUUGUGGUCGGACCAAGGGACUAAUUUUAGAGGAGGGGAACGCAAGCUCAGAGAUGCCUUCAUCAGCAUGGUGCCAGCCCCCAGCCUGCCCAUGAAGAAGUCCUCCUAACAGUCCUACUGGAAGUUCAGGCCAUUCUCAAUUCAAAACCCCUGGGCUACGUAUCUGCCGAUAUCGCAGAUAAUGACCCCAUUACUCCAAGCGGCCCGAUGGAUCGCUCCCACAAGUGGUCUACCCAGAGACAGAGAUCCUAAGCUGCAGGCAUUGGCGGCACUCACAGGUUCUCGCUGAUCAAUUCUGGUGCAGAUUUAUCCGGGAAUAUCUUCCUUGUUUCCAGUCUAGACAGAAAUGGCACUAUUCCCCACCGAGCUCCAAAAUCAGGCAGUUGUCAUGCUGAUGGACCCGCAGCUACCUUGGGCCCUGUGGCCAAUUGGGCGUGUGGUCAUGGUACACUGCAGUGAUGAUGGAUACAUCCGUUCAGCUGAUGUGAGCAUUAAAGGACAGGUCUACACCCUGCCAGUGGCUCGGCUAGUAAUGCUACCAGCUCUCCCGUCUGAGAAAGAUGAUUCCUCCUAAAGCUAAGGCACCUCUUGACUGGUGAGCCUUUGAUUGGAGCAAACGUGCCUUGCACAUUUGGGGGUGACUGUAGCAAAGGCUUCGGUGUUUCAAUAGUGGGUGCCUAUCUUUUUAACGCUCGUGCAGCAGAGUCACGAAAGAAACGUGGCCAAACGAAGAGAGAGAGAGAGAGAGGACGAGAGAAAGAAGCGGGAGCUCGGACGCUGUGUGUACCACCUUAUAUCCAGUCAUACUCGCGAGUCUUCCCUCUGCCUCCCUAUGAAGUUCAGUUCAUGAUGUUCCGAGCAUUGAGUUGGUGACGACAAGUUGUCACAGUUGUCCAAAGCCUUGGAGGACUGUGAGAUGGGAGAGGACAGGGUGCAGUUACUGGAGGGUCUGAUCUUGAAGGCAAGGCCUCGCACCAGCUCCCCCGGUAGAAUAAACCAGACCCCUGAGAACACAAAGUGACCAGCCUCCGACCGACUGCUGGUGAAUCGCCCCAAGCCUCAGAUACAGUACAGAAUAGAAUUUGGUGCCUGAAGCUCAAAUGAUGAUGAGCCCCAAUUUUCACAGCUGCCCAGCCAGAUUUCCAGUCUCCCGCUCUGAGACCCUCCUAGUUUCUGCUCGGAUGGUCUGCCCAGUCUCCAGCUCAGUCGGAAUCGCACAACCUGCACUGGCUCUCAUCAGCAACAGCACCAUCCUGCUUCCAUCUACUCAACAAUCCACACAUUUGCAGCUGAGUCAACAAUGCAUUGCCAUUCUCAUGUUCAACUUUCUCAGUGUUUACAGUCCUUCGUUUUUCUUUGUCCUUGCUGUUUUCAGAUGGAUUUUUCUCAACUGCCUGCCUACCAGAGAUCUGACCAGUGUCUGUGCCCAUGAUGAUGAGUACUGGCAGCCUCACUGAAGCUCCUCAUCACAUGUGGCCUGCCUACACCUCUCGUUUACAGAUGGCUCUGAUCCUAUACCAGUGUUGUAAUAACUCCUUGCACGCCACUCACAAUAAACUUCAUGCCCACUCCGAUGCAGCAAGACGCCUAGUGAAGAAGAAAGUGCUGGAUGUCUUCUGGCGUAAUGGAUUGCAAGGAGAGGAGAAGCAGGUCAGUGUCGAGCUUCUUCAAGGCCAAAGUUGAGACUACUGAACUUGGUCUGGGCCAGGACAAAUUAUGUUGUGAUGGGGACAAAGAACGUGAACCUGUAGAAGCGCAAGAGCCUAUUCUUCCAUCCCAAGAUGCCAAAAAUCGACAUCUUCAAAGCGAGAUCCAAAAAAGGAUCGAUAAUGCCAGGUCUCAUACUUCAGAUCAGGGCCGUUUGCAGAGUCGUCACACUGCUGAUAUGAGUGGAGCCAAAAGUGUGACUUGUGAAAGUGUGAAGCCUUGGAGACCUUCCAUUUUCACCAGAAUGUUCUCCUGCUUUAGGAAAUGGGCUGCCUCGUCGCUCUUUAAGUUUGUUUUUCUACCCCGUCAUCACCAUCUUCACCUCUUUUCAUGCUCCCACUAAAUCCUGCCAGAAAACAAAAUCACUUAUCACAGUUAAACACCCAGGUUUACUUCACCCUCUCACCAAAUGACCAGGUCCUGCAGACACUGUGUGUCGGUGCUCAGCGCAAAUCUGGUGUCUACCAGAGGAGGAUGGGUUCCCCUUUUGAGUCUUGGUUCCUUGCCACCGUCACCCUCAGCUUGCUCAUUUGGGGCUCAGACCCAGAUUUUCUCUGAAGCUGCUUUGUGACGCUCAUAAAAAGUGCUCUACAAAUAAAUUCUUGAAUCGAAUUAAAAGAUCUGUCAAAGUUUCCUCCGGCUGAAUAAAGACAGAAAUAAAAUUAUUUGGCAAUAAGGAGGAAACACUGAAGGUCAGUGAGCACUUCAGAGCUCCGAUGACUAAAGACCAAGUCAGAAACCUGGGUGUACUAACGAAUCCAAAUUAAGCCUUAAAUCCAGCCUGAAAAUUUAAUCCAAAUCUGAAUUUUGGCUAAAAAAGUGUUUAGCUGCACUAAACCAGCUCGCCUGCUGCUCGAAUCUGGAAUCAGCUGCCAGAAGAUCUCAGAUCUGCCCCUAAUCUGCCUCUUUAAACUCAGACACUUUUUAUCUUGUGCGUCUUUCACACUUUCUGCACUUCUUUUUAAUUCCUUUUAUUUUUGUCAUUUCCACCUUAUUUUAUUGGACUGUUUUUCUUUUGCUUUGUUUCUGUAAAGCACUUUGAUCUGCACUUCUGAAAAUAAACUUGUAAUAAAAA
Pygocentrus nattereri (red-bellied piranha) is the source of this 8536-nucleotide messenger RNA. RefSeq lists its product as uncharacterized. Bases 3368 to 4483 code for a protein of 371 amino acids. The record is from RefSeq and is a predicted model, not a curated record. The transcript has 13 exons. NCBI's taxonomy places the organism in Eukaryota, Metazoa, Chordata, Actinopteri, Characiformes, Serrasalmidae.